Messenger RNA from Lepisosteus oculatus (spotted gar), 1453 nucleotides. RefSeq names its product rab7a interacting mon1-ccz1 complex subunit 1 (gene rimoc1). The record is from RefSeq and is a predicted model, not a curated record. NCBI's taxonomy places the organism in Eukaryota, Metazoa, Chordata, Actinopteri, Semionotiformes, Lepisosteidae. Gene Ontology annotation, biological process: mitophagy.
AGCCGUUGGUUCACGUGACUUGGUUUCCAUCAUGGCUGACGGCUGCAGGAGGCCUGGGCUGGAGCUGGAAAGGAGAAUUUUUGAGCUGGACAGCAAGUGCUCCAGUCUUAGACUGGAAAAACAAGAUGAUGACUAUUUACAGAAUGCAUCUGCCAUACUAGACAAGUUGAAAAACUAUUACAGACAAGGGGGAGAAAGUAACAGUCUCCCAAAACUGCUUCAGGAUUACACACAGGUCAUAUUAGAUAUCACUUUCUAUGAAGAAAAUAAACUUGUGGAUCAAGAAUUUCCUGAAGACUGUUCACCUUAUAAAAUUCAGCAGCUUUUGCAAGACCUCACUGAACCUGAAGUGUUUGCAGCAAGAUUUGCACCUGGACAAGAUGUUCAGUCAGUCCUUGGUUUAGAGUUGCUAGAAUGCCUUUACUGGAGAAGGGGAGCACUUCUGUAUAUGUACUGUCACACCCUACACCAACGGAAGCAAUGGAUAAAAAAAAACAAAACAACAUUUCUAAAGUGUCUUCAAGAAGGUGUCCGUUACCUAAUGCGGAUGUUACAAGUGAGAAACUGCGUGAAACUAAAUGAUGGAGUUGUGUUUCAUGAUUCAUCAACAGCAAACUUACUAAGUGAAGGUGUUUUUUCAGAUACCCACCUGUUGACCAUGAUGUACAUCGGAGAGAUGUGCUUUUGGGCAGUGAAAUAUGAAGACUGCAGUGGGGAAACAUCUGACCGAAAGGAGGAGACAUUACAGUUCAGGGACAUUGGAAUGCAAAUAUUGCAUAAAUAUUUGUCAGUGUGUGAGGGGCCACUCCAGGGUCAGGGCUGGAAUACUGAAAAUGCAAAGGAAAUUUUGAAUAUCCUGCAGUAAAAAAAAAAUAGAACCCACGAAGCACUUAUUUUUCAGACUGUUGACUAAGAGUGCAUGACAGAAAUAAGCAAGCUAUAAAUGCAACUCUUUGUAUUUAAACUUUUUUUUAAUGAAAUCACAUUUAUUACCAUUUUCCAGUAUGUACAGUAUUGUUCUAUGCACAGUAUGUGCUGUGUUAAAGGUAGUUUGUUUCAAUUAUUGAGUAUUAAGUUUUUUUGACAAGGGUAUAUUGCCUAGUGAUGGGUACUAGUUUAUAUUUUCAUAGUGUAAAUUUAAAUGGAGAAGUGUUAGUAUCCUUUAAAAUGUAUUUGGGUUUGGUUGUUUUUUUUUAUGUCUAAAAUAUAAAUGUAUCCAUUUUAGGAAUCUUUAUUUUUUGAUGACUUACAUUUCCUGGCGUUUACUGUAAAUAUGUACUCACUUGCUUCAGCAAGGAUAACAUUAUGGCAAACUGCCAUGACUACAUUUGAUUUCUCUAAGAACAAUAAAAUUGAUGUUGUGAUUUUUUCUUCCGAUACAUUUUCUAAAAUGUAAUCUGAAGAAAGAUCUUGUGGAUUUUAAUCCGCCAUCAAUAAAAUGUUUGACAAAAGA